Molecule: messenger RNA, 1446 nt
Organism: Alternaria burnsii
Lineage: Eukaryota; Fungi; Ascomycota; Dothideomycetes; Pleosporales; Pleosporaceae
Product: atp-dependent dna helicase
Exons: 4
Coding region: 1-1446 (481 amino acids)
Biological process (GO): double-strand break repair via homologous recombination
Cellular component (GO): cytoplasm; RecQ family helicase-topoisomerase III complex; chromosome
Molecular function (GO): four-way junction helicase activity; ATP binding; 3'-5' DNA helicase activity
Source: RefSeq, a predicted model, not a curated record
AUGGCUGGCAAGAGGAAACGACCGUACUCAAACCUUGACUUUACGUUGAAGAAGUUAUCUUACGGACCGUUACAACGCGAGGUUGUCACGGCUACGUUAGAGGGCGAAGAUGUCUUCCUUCAGGCAGCAACAUCCUUCGGAAAGAGCUUGUGUUAUCAGCUGCCAGCGGUAGUAGACUUUGGGAUCACUGUCGUCAUAUCUCCACUGCUAGCACUGAUGAACAACCAGGUCGCCUCUCUGCGUAACGCCAACAUCCGUGUUGAGACAAUCAACAGCACUACACCACCCGCAGACAAAAAGAGGAUCAUAUCAGACCUUCAAUGUGGCCAUCCUAUGACCCGCUUGCUCUACGUAACACCUGAGUUCUGCCAAGGGGACAACUUCCGCAAGAUCCUACGAGUUAUUCACGCUCAAGGGGAAUUAGCUCGUAUCGCCGUCGACGAAGCCCAUUGCGUUAGUGAAUGGGGGCAUGACUUUCGACCUUCAUUUCAGCAAUUAUCAUUCUUCAAGACGGAAUUUCCCGAUGUACCAGUCAUAUGUCUGACAGCAACGGCAACAGCGCGUGUUAGAGACGAUAUCAUCACUACGCUCGCCUUGGACCCGAAGAAGCUAAGAAUGUUUCGUAUGAGCACCAGUAGACCGAACCUUCACUAUGAAGUCCGCUUCAAAUCUGACGAAGAAGACCACUAUGAUGAUUUCGUCAAAAUGCUUAAAUCGAUCCACGCGCGCCGUGCCGAGAACGCUGAGCGUGCCUCUCAACUAGCUUCACAGAACCAACGUUCAGACAAUGUACCAGGCAUAAUCUACACUUUAUUCCGCAAAGACUGCGAGUCUCUCGCCGCUCGACUCCGCUCAGACGGUAUAGGCGCAAAGCCCUACCACGCAGGUCUCUCCGUUUCAGAACGUGCAGACGCACUUUCAGGCUGGGUAGCCAAUAAAGCCGGCUACGAUGUCGUCGUCGCCACAACAGCAUUUGGUAUGGGUAUCGAUAAAGAAAACGUGCGCUUUGUAGUCCACUGGCAAAUCCCCAAGUCGUUUGAAGGCUUCUACCAAGAAGCCGGGCGUGCAGGACGAGACGGCAAAGCAUCAAUUUGCAUUUUGUAUUACGGCCGCGAAGAUCGUGAUCGCGCUGCGCAUUCGCUGUCGAGGGAUAUUGCGAGACAGCCCAAACAAGGGGCGGGGUUACAGGCUCAGCAGCAACAGAUGAUGCAUCGUGCGAAGAGCUUACAGGCAUUGGUUGGCUAUUGUGAGGCGACGGACAAGUGUCGACACAAACUUAUCGCUGCGUACUUUGCCGACGAGGAGACGCCCGAGUGUGAUUUUGCAUGCGAUUGGUGUAAGGAUGCGGAGGCGUUGGUGAGACGGAAGGAAGGUGGGUUGGCAAGUGAGGAGUGGUGCAGUACACAAAGGGAGGCGGGGAGAUAUGAUAUCGACGAGUACGAUUGA